CUUUCAUGAAUAAACUUUUCACAGAGAUCUCCAGCUAAACUUUGGAUUGUGGCUCACCAUGAAACUUAUUUUCUCUCUUGCUUUAGCUCUCAGUUGCUUGCCAAAUAUUUUGGCAAAUGUUAUGGUUCAAGAAGGAAACUAUACAUUCCCUUUGGAAGAUGUGAAGCAGCUGUGGGCAGUGAUGGGCACUCUGGAUAAGUAUAACCCAGCUGUUGCCAGCUCCAUCUCAACUGGGCUCUGCGCUUCCUCUGAGCUACCAAAGGUGUUGCAACCAAUCUGCACCUCGAAAGAUGCUGAUCAGGUUUUCUUCAGACUGGUGAAGAUAGCAGUGCGAUCUGAUGAAUGUGAAAUCUGUGUGCAUCCUGCCUGCACCGACUGCUAACCUGGGAGUAUAUAUAUAUAAGCAGUCGCCCGUUAGUAUUUUUGGGUCUUCCAUCAUGGCAAUCAUCAUUUCCAGUAACUCGAUUGCUGCUUUAUAUUUUUCAUACCUGUCUUCAACUCUGCCAAGGUAAA
Mobula hypostoma (lesser devil ray) is the source of this 513-nucleotide messenger RNA. RefSeq names its product guanylin-like. NCBI's taxonomy places the organism in Eukaryota, Metazoa, Chordata, Chondrichthyes, Myliobatiformes, Myliobatidae. Bases 59 to 382 code for a protein of 107 amino acids. The transcript is spliced from 3 exons. Gene Ontology annotation, cellular component: extracellular region. Gene Ontology annotation, molecular function: guanylate cyclase activator activity. The record is from RefSeq and is a predicted model, not a curated record.